AUGACGGGUGAAAAUCUUGGAGUUUCUGUUUUUCCCGAAGGGGAUAGCAUAUUUAAUUGGAUUGGAACUAUUGAAGGUGGAAAAGGAACAAUGUACGAGGGUCUAUCUUACAAGCUCUCUUUACGUUUUCCGAUCGAUUAUCCUUUCAAGCCACCUCAAGUUAAGUUCGAGACAAUGUGCUUUCAUCCGAACGUUGACCAAUGUGGAAAUAUUUGUUUAGACAUCCUUCAGGACAAGUGGUCAUCGGCUUAUGAUUGCAGAACCAUUCUUUUGUCUAUUCAGAGCCUUUUAGGAGAACCUAAUAUUGAUAGCCCUCUCAACAGCUCUGCCGCUUCACUUUGGAGGAACCAGGAAGAGUACAAGAAAACUGUGCGUAAGCAUUACAUGGCUGGAGAAUCCUUCGAGAUCUGA
Messenger RNA from Striga hermonthica, 411 nucleotides. The record is from the annotation of a GenBank genome assembly. Lineage: Eukaryota; Viridiplantae; Streptophyta; Magnoliopsida; Lamiales; Orobanchaceae.